AUUUUAGCUCUGGAUCUGACUCUUUUUAAAACUACACUUCUGAUACUAAAAGCUAAAAUCUUCUGAUAGCGCAGAGAGACUUAAAAGACGCAGACUUGGAGUUAGACAUUUACAUUACACCUAAAUGUCUCUGCAUAAAGGUAAAGUCACUCCUCCAACAAUCCCAGUUUCUACUGUGAAAGGAACUCCGGAAACAACUAAUGAACAAAUUCAAAUCCCAGACUGGGAAAUGAUGACUGCCUGCAAAGUUGCUAUCAGGCCAGAAGCAACAAGUUUUCUGGAAGUUGGAAGGAAAAAGUCUAGAGUGACGUGUAAAUCAGACUUCCAUGACAUGAAGUUUUUUAAUCAAGUUCUGUGUAAGGAGAGAAUCCACUCAGGACGAUACUACUGGGAGAUAACAGCGCUCACAGAGCCGUUUCCUUCAAACAAACUCAAGAAGAAACAUGAAUGUCCAUCAUCCUGGUAUGUUGGGGUAACCAAUGAAACAGCAGGGAAGAAGUGCAGAGUUCCUUUAACUACAUGGAACGGCUACUGGGUUCUUCAGUAUGAUCAAAAGAGAGGAUUUCAUGUUUGUGAUCCCACAAUGACUUCAGUUAUAGUGAGAGAUCGGUUUUCAAAGCUGGGAGUGUUUUUAGACUGUGAGAGAAACACUCUGUCUUUUUACGACUGUGAUAAAAAGGCUCAUCUCUACACCUUUUAUUACGUAUUUUCUAGACCCCUGAUUCCAGUUUUAAGCCCUGGAGACAAAGAGAAACAUACACUCAGAAUAUGUCAGGAAAACUGUGUGAACUUUAGUAAACUUUGUCAACAGUCUGAACGACAUUUCUCUUCAGUGCAAUCCAAGCUUGGAAGAGAUUUAAUCAGUGUUCACGAUGGCCAGACCAGUCAGACACACAAUGUAAAACAACAGGAACACACAACGAGUAGCCGCAGGGAUAGGUGACAAAUUAACUAUGAGAGUAACAUUCAUAUUGCAUACUUGAUGGCUUUUUGUACCUUUUAAUCUUGUGCAUUUUCUAUAUUUUAUUUAAAUGUGUGACACCUAAGUUCAAGUAACUCCAUUUAUUUUAUUUUAUCCAUCUCAUUCAUUCAUUUAUCUCCA
Astyanax mexicanus (Mexican tetra) is the source of this 1102-nucleotide messenger RNA. Its product is annotated as ret finger protein-like 4A. The transcript has 4 exons. The coding region runs from base 125 to 943 and encodes 272 amino acids. The record is from RefSeq and is a predicted model, not a curated record. NCBI's taxonomy places the organism in Eukaryota, Metazoa, Chordata, Actinopteri, Characiformes, Acestrorhamphidae. Gene Ontology annotation, molecular function: protein binding.